CAAAUCGAAAUGGACGUCGUUAGUACACAAAAAUUAAGUGAAAAAGUGAAUAAAAAGUCAAAAAAAUCAGAAAAAAAGAAAAAACGCAAGAGAAGUCACUCCUCAAGCAGUAGCGACAGCAGUUCGUACAAAUCCUCGAAGAAAAAGUCGAAAAAAUCCAAGAAAAAGAAGAAAAACAAACACAGCAAAAAGGAAACUUCAAAAGAUGCGCCGAAAAAUACAAAAUCCGAGUCAGAAGAAGAAGAAGAUUACGGAAUUCCGCUUGACUUGAUGAACACCAAAGCAAAAGCGCCCGAAAGUCGCGAGGAAUACGAAAAAAGACAAAGUGUCGUGCGGAAAGUUUACGACGAGGAAACCGGUCGACAUCGCUUGAUAAAAGGCGACGGCGAAGUAAUUGAAGAAAUUGUCAGCAAAUCGAGACAUGACGAAAUUAACAAAGCUGCAACCCAAUCGGAUGGAAGUACGUUCCAAAAUAAACUUGGUUUGAGUAAAAGUGAUCCGAAUAAAAAAUGAAAAAUUUUUACAAUAAUUUA
This is a messenger RNA of Culicoides brevitarsis, 533 nucleotides long. RefSeq names its product ADP-ribosylation factor-like protein 6-interacting protein 4. The transcript has a single exon. The coding region runs from base 10 to 513 and encodes 167 amino acids. The record is from RefSeq and is a predicted model, not a curated record. NCBI's taxonomy places the organism in Eukaryota, Metazoa, Arthropoda, Insecta, Diptera, Ceratopogonidae.